AUGGCGAUCCAACUGUUGACCGUGACGGCCCUCUUCUGGCAAGGCAGGACAUGCACAAAAUGCAGCCUUGUCACGGUCCUCUCUCUGCUCUGUCCAGCCUGCUGCGUGCUAAGGUCGUGUGGAACCGGGGACGACGGAUGCAUCACUAGUACCAACUUCCCGGAGAGCUACCCUCCCGGCGACGCGUGCGUCAUCGAAGUUGAGGCUGAGAACAGGAUGGCCAUCGGGGUUGUGGCCUUCUCCUCCGGCCACGGCAAGUUGCGCGUGAACGACGUCCUGUACUCCGGCACCGAGGGGCCGCAGGGCGUCGUGCCGCGUGGAUCGAUCCUAUGGAGCUCCGACAUCUUCAGUUCCGGCCUGGGCUGGAAGAUGUGCUUGGAGGAGGAGGAGGAGGAGGAGGAGGAGGAGGCUGUCCUACCGCGGGCACUGCAGGCGAAUGGGACCUGGACGCUGUUGAGUGGGACAUGCAGGGUCGAUGGCGUUUGCGUCAGCAGCUCCAAUUUCCCGGAACCGUAUCCCGACUUUGACCGGUGCGAAAUCGAGGCACCGCCUGUUGAUCCGCAGCGGCUCUUGCUGAUGGAUGUGGUGGAGUUCUCCACGGAAGACGGAUACGACUAUCUCAUGGUGAAUGGCGUCCCGUACUCCGGCAACGUGGGACCCCAUGAACAAGUGCCAGGAAACAUCUCCUGGCAUGCGGAUGACUUUUUUACUGCCAGUGGCUGGAAGAUCUGUCUGCGUGAGGCUCUCCAAAUUGACUUUCACGAGUUGUCCUGCAACUUCGAAUGGGAUACUUGCCUCUGGUUCUCCAGCGCAAACUCCACGUGGCACCGUGUGGCCGGUGAGGUCAACGGUGGGAAUUGGGUGCUCGAAGCCACGGGAACUGUGUCGGAAGAUCGGACUUUCGUGUUGGAGAGCGUCCGCGUCAAUUCCACCAACAGCUCAUCCCUGACAGUGUCUUACCAGAUGUCCGGGUCAAGCUCCGUGUCCCUCGCGUUGCAGUCCCAAACGGAGGCUAGUGGUUGGACCACCAUCUUCUUACGGACGGGUGACAAGGGCCCCUCAUGGCAUACGAGCUUCGUGGCAGUCCCCGACGGCACCUUCGCCCUGCGACUGCUGGCCAACAUCAUUGCGGUCGAGGACGUCGUGAGAGUUGACUCACUGUGGGCAUGGCAUAUGGUUUCCUCUGAGGCUUCGAAGUGGACUUUAAUCUGGGGGCUCGGCACUCAGAGGGAAACUCCGAUAUUGCCUGCGCGCCACUCCAGCAAUCUCCAGCAUGUUGAUGUAGAGCUCGUGCGGUCUUGCAAGGUCGACGGCGACUGCAUCAGCAGCCCAGAUUUCCCUGCUGACAUGUGCAUCUUCAAAGCACCACCUGUUGAUCCGCAGCGACUCUUGAUUAUGGAUGUGGUGGCCUUUUCCACAUAUCAUUCCCACUAUCUUGUUGUCAAUGGCGUCCCAUACUCCGGCGACGUGGGCCUGGCCCUCAAGUUGCCAUUGAAUGUCAGCGGCUGCUCCCGUAACACCCCCCAGUCGUUUCGCGAGAAGCGGGCUCUCCAUUUUGACUUUCACGAGUUGUCCUGCAACUUCGAAUGGGACACUUGCCUCUGGUUCUCCAGCGCAAACUCCACGUGGCACCGUGUGGCAGGUGAGGUCAACGGUGGGAAUUGGGUGCUCGAAGCCACGGGAACUGUGUCGGAAGAUCGGACUUUCGUGUUGGAGAGCGUCCGCGUCAAUUCCACCAACAGCUCAUCCCUGACAGUGUCUUACCAGAUGUCCGGGUCAAGCUCCGUGUCCCUCGCGUUGCAGUCCCAAACGGAGGCUAGUGGUUGGACCACCAUCUUCUUACGGACGGGUGACAAGGGCCCCUCAUGGCAUGCGAGCUUCGUGGCAGUCCCCGACGGCACCAUCGCCCUGCGACUGCUGGCCAACAUCACUGCGGUCGAGGACGUCGUCAGAGUUGGCUUCGAAGUGGACUUUAAUCUGGGGGCUCGGCACUCAGAGGGUCACUCCAGCAAUCUCCAGCAUGUUGAUGUAGAGCUCGUGCGGCCUUGCAAGGUCGACGGCGAUUGCAUCAGCAGCCCAGAUUUCCCUGACAUGUACCCGAACAGCCACGAGUGCAUCUUCACGGGGCCACCUGUUGAUCAGAGGCGGCUCUUAGUUAUGGAUGUGGUGGAGUUCUCCACGGAAGACGGAUACGACUAUCUCAUGGUGAAUGGCGUCCCGUACUCCGGCAACGUGGGACCCCAUGAACAAGUGCCAGGAAACAUCUCCUGGCAUGCGGACGCCAUUGUUCCUGCCAGUGGCUGGAACAUCUGUCUGCGUGAGGUUCAUUUUCAAGAUUUGUCCUGCAACUUCGAACGGGAUACUUGCCUCUGGUUCUCCAGCGCAAACUCCACGUGGCACCGUGUGGCAGGUGAGGUCAACGGUGGGAAUUGGGUGCUCGAAGCCACGGGAACUGUGUCGGAAGAUCGGACUUUCGUCUUGGAGAGCGUCCGCGUCAAUUCCACCAACAGCUCAUCCCUGACAGUCUCUUACCAGAUGUCCGGGUCAAGCUCCGUGUCCCUCGCGUUGCAGUCCCAAACGGAGGCUAGUGGUUGGACCACCAUCUUCUUACGGACGGGUGACAAGGGCCCCUCAUGGCAUACGAGCUUCGUGGCAGUCCCCGACGGCACCUUCGCCCUGCGACUGCUGGCCAACAUCAUUGCGGUCGAGGACGUCGUGAGAGUUGACUCACUGUGGGCAUGGCAUAUGGUUUCCUCUGAGGCUUCGAAGUGGACUUUAAUCUGGGGGCCUUGCAAGGUCGACGGCAAUUGCAUCAGCAGCCCAGAUUUCCCUGACAUGUACCCGAACAGCCACGAGUGCAUCUUCACGGGGCCACCUGUUGAUCAGAGGCGGCUCUUGGUAAUGGAUGUGGUGGAGUUCUCCACGGAAGACGGAUACGACGAUCUCAUGGUGAAUGGUGUCCGGUACUCCGGCGAUGUGGGACCCCAUGAACAAGUGCCACGAGGAACCAUCGCCUGGCACGCGGACGCCAUUGUUCCUGCCAGUGGCUGGAACAUCUGUCUGCGUGAGGUUCAUUUUCAAGAUUUGUCCUGCAACUUCGAACGGGAUACUUGCCUCUGGUUCUCCAGCGCAAACUCCACGUGGCACCGUGUGGCAGGUGAGGUCAACGGUGGGAAUUGGGUGCUCGAAGCCACGGGAACUGUGUCGGAAGAUCGGACUUUCGUCUUGGAGAGUGUCCGCGUCAAUUCCACCAACAGCUCAUCCCUGACAGUGUCUUACCAGAUGUCCGGGUCAAGCUCCGUGUCCCUGGCAUUGCAGUCCCAGGCGGAGGCUAGUGGUUGGACCACCAUCUUCUUACGGACGGGUGACAAGGGCCCCUCAUGGCAUACGAGCUUCGUGGAGGUCCCCGACGGCACCUUCGCCCUGCGGCUGCUGGCCAACAUCAUUGCGGUCGAGGACGUCGUGAGAGUUGACUCAUUGUGGGCAUGGCACAUGGUUUCCUCUGAGGCUUCGAAGUGGACUUUAAUCUGGGGGCCUUGCAAGGUCGACGGCAAUUGCAUCAGCAGCCCAGAUUUCCCUGACAUGUACCCGAACAGCCACGAGUGCAUCUUCACGGGGCCACCUGUUGAUCAGCAGCGGCUCUUGGUAAUGGAUGUGGUGGAGUUCUCCACGCAAUCCGAAUACGACUAUCUCAUGGUGAAUGGUGUCCGGUACUCCGGCGAUGUGGGACCCCAUGAACAAGUGCCACGAGGAACCAUCGCCUGGCACGCGGACGCCAUUGUUCCUGCCAGUGGCUGGAACAUCUGUCUGCGUGAGGUUCAUUUUCAAGAUUUGUCCUGCAACUUCGAACGGGAUACUUGCCUCUGGUUCUCCAGCGCAAACUCCACGUGGCACCGUGUGGCAGGUGAGGUCAACGGUGGGAAUUGGGUGCUCGAAGCCACGGGAACUGUGUCGGAAGAUCGGACUUUCGUCUUGGAGAGCGCCCGCGUCAAUUCCACCAACAGCUCAUCCCUGACAGUCUCUUACCAGAUGUCCGGGUCAAGCUCCGUGUCCCUGGCAUUGCAGUCCCAAACGGAGGCUAGUGGUUGGACCACCAUCUUCUUACGGACGGGUGACAAGGGCCCCUCAUGGCAUACGAGCUUCGUGGCAGUCCCCGACGGCACCAUCGCCCUGCGACUGCUGGCCAACAUCACUGCGGUCGAGGACGUCGUGAGAAUUGACUCACUGUGGGCAUCACAUAUGGCUUCCUCUGAGGCUUCGAAUUGGACUUUAAUCUGGGGGCCUUGCAAGGUCGACGGCGAUUGCAUCAGCAGCCCAGAUUUCCCUGACACGUACCCGAACAGCCACGAGUGCAUCUUCACGGGGCCACCUGUUGAUCCGCAGCGACUCUUGGUAAUGGAUGUGGUGGAGUUCUCCACAUAUCAUUCCGACUAUCUCACGUACGACUAUCUCAUGGUGAAUGGUGUCCGGUACUCCGGCGAUGUAGGACCCCAUGAACAAGUGCCACGAGGAACCAUCGCCUGGCACGCGGACGACAUUGGUACUGCCAGUGGCUGGAAGAUCUGUUUGCGUGAGGCCAGCUUCCUACAGCUCUCCUGCGACUUCGAGUUGGACACUUGCUUCUGGUUCAGAAGCGGCAACCCUACGUGGCAGUUUGCUGCUGGCCACGCCCACGACGGCAGCAUGUCUCUGGAAGCCGCAGGGAACGAGACAGAGCAUCGAACUUUCAGUUUGGAGAGCACCCGCUUCAGCGCCACCAGUGGCCAAGGCCUGAUUUUCUCGUACCAGAUGAUGGGAUCCAGCUCUGCAGCUGUCGAAUUGCAGGCACAGCAAGCAGGCAGUUGGAGGACAAUUUUUCAGAAGGCCAGUGACAAUCAUAGUACAUUGUGGCACUCUGAGACAAUCACGGUGCCAGACGGCACGGUUGCCCUUCGAUUCACGGCCAGUGUUGCUGCCGCAGAGGUCGUGAGACUAGAUUCGCUGAUGCCCGUUGUAAGAUUGUCGGAUGUCAGCUGCGGCUUCGACAGAGGUGCAUGCGGCUGGUCAGGAGAUUUUCAGCGGAGGAAAAGUGACCCAUUUCGAGGCUGCUGUGCUAGGGCAGCAACAAACUUUGGUAAUUUCACGAGCCCAUGGUUUUGGCCCACCACCGGGGCAGCGUAUGUGGAGUUCGCUUACAAGAUUGUUGACAAUUCCGGCAAGGCAGCUCUGCAGCUGUUGUAUUUCCGCGGAGAAGUGUGGAGGGUGCGUUGGUGGCGACAGGGCAACAAUGCAGCUUGGCAACAGGCGAAAGUAACAGUACCGGUCGGAACCACGAUGCUGGCAUUUCUGUGCACUUCGACGAUUGCAGAGUUCGGCGUGGAUGAAGUGGUGGCAUGGGAGUCCGAGGGCCAAGCUUCCGACAGUAUCUCCCUUUGUUCUGGAUCCUAUCACAACUGCGCUGCUCACCUCCCAAGCGGGCAGGUCAAGUGCUGGGGCUAUGCCGAUUCGGGGCAGUUGGGCUACGUCGGCGGUGCCAACAUAGGCGACGACCCAAAUGAGAUGGGCCUCAGGCUCCCACCAGUGGAUGUAGGUGGAGGGGCAAUUCGGCACGUGGCCUGUGGCAGCUCAUUCAACUGUGCAGUCUUCGAAGAUGGGAAACUGAAGUGCUGGGGUCAAAGCCAGUACGGGGAGCUCGGUUACGGCUAUGGUGUCACGCGGUUGGGAGACCUCCCGGGCGACAUGGGAACGAACCUGCCGCCGGUGGAUCUGGGCGCCGGUGCAUUCGUAGAAAGUGUCGCAUGCGGAAUGUAUCACACCUGUGCACUGCUCGGGGGCGGACACGUCAAAUGCUUCGGCCAGUCAACAUAUCUCGGUCUGGGAGAGAUGUCGACCACGGACAUGGGCGAUGGCCUUCCUCCAGUCGACCUUGGCAAGAACUUCACUGCGACGAAGGUAGUUGCUGGAAGCCAGCAUACAUGUGCCUUAUCCAACUUAGGUGCCGUCAAAUGCUGGGGAACAGGUACCGCCGUUGGGCUGGGACUCUCUGACAGCAACGACAUCAUCGGUGCGCAGCUCACCCAGAUGGGGGACAACCUUCCAUCGCUGGACCUGGGACUCCGUGCCAUCCAGAUCUCAGCAGGGUCCUCACACACCUGUGCAGUACUGGAGGAUGGGUCUGUCCGAUGCUGGGGGCGCAACUCGAAUGGCCAGCUCGGCCACGGGGAUUCCACGGACCGCCCCUUCGCUGACAGCAGCCUCCCAGCCACAUCUCUCGGCUUCGGCAUGAUAGCGGUCCGCAUUGCUGCCGGAUACUGGCAUACCUGCGCGAUCCUCCAGGAUGAUUCCCUCAAAUGCUGGGGUAAUGGUUUUUGGGGGCAGCUCGGGCAGGGCAGCAUCACAGACAUCGGUGUGGAGGAGUCGCAGAUGGGAAACAAUCUGCCUCCAGUGGAUCUGGCUGAGCACGGAGUGCGGCAUGUCUCGGUUGGUUACGGGCACACGUGCGCGCAGCUUGACGAUGACAGCAUGCGCUGCUGGGGAUACAAUUGGGGGGGCGAGCUCGGAAUUGGCAGCACCGUCACAGUAGGCUUCCAGUCAGGCCAAAUGGGCGCAGCGCUGGCUGUUACAGACGUCUUCCACAUCACUCCGGGCUCUGCAUUGGAGGACUUGCAGAUUAUUGGUGGCACUGCCACCUCUGGAAUUCUCGAGAUAAAGUACAAUGGCUCCUUGGGGCUCAUCUGCGACGACAACUGGAACGAAGCCGCCGCGCGGGUCGCGUGCCGCAGUCUUGGCCUCGGAGGGGGCCGUCCCGCCUUCACAGACACAGACAGCGGCGAGAUCCUCGCAGACAACAUCAUCUGUCAGGGCAUCGAGUCCGGCCUGCACGAGUGCCGCUUUCGAGGAUGGCGGGUGCACGAUUGCACCCCCAAGGAGGCCGCAGGUGUGCAGUGUUCCCUGGAUGUCUGGAGCGAUUUGCCCUCGGCCGGCCCGCCCGCGCGCCAGGAUCAUUCCCUGGUUUGGGAUGCCGAAGCGCAGUCCGCCGUGGUCUUCGGUGGCCAGGCCGGCAGCACCUUCACGUACUUCGACGACUUGUGGCGCUACAGCUCUUUGCGCACCUGGUCGCAAAUUCUCGCGGCGGGACCUGGCCCGGGCCCCAGGUUCGGGCACACGGCCGUCUGGGACGUGCACUCCCGGUCGAUGCUGGUGUUCGGCGGCAGGCACCUCGGCAAUCCCUUUGCGGAGCUGUGGCGAUUCGCCUCGGACCAGGAGUUCUGGGAGUCGCUCUCGCCACCAUCUGCGCCACAGGCACGCUCACAUCACACCGCCUGUUGGGACGAGUUCAGCGGCACCAUGGUGAUCCUGGCAGGGGAAGACCUCGACGUGCUCGCAGACAUGCACACCUACAGCAUCAUGCACAACCGCUGGACCGCUUCGACUGCCACCCAAGGCCCGGGACCGCGUGUGCGGCACGCGGCCGUCUGGGAUGACACGACCAGAGCGAUGCUGGUCUUUGGCGGUUGGGAUGGCGCUCACUACCUUGGAGACCUUUGGCACUACAGCGCAUGGUCAUCCGUCUGGACUGAGCUGGCAGCCAGCAGUGGGCCGCGGCCAAGGGCUGGUCACCGUGCGGCUUGGGAUCCCGCGUCCAUGAGCUUUCUCGUCUUCGGCGGCGUGACAAACGUUUCAGGCAGUCUGCGCUACGACGAUGAGCUCUACAACUUCAGCCUCCUGGCCGGCUGGGCUCACCUCCAAAAGUUCCCGAGGCCCUCCGGGCGCUCCGGCACGGCCCUGGCAUGGGAUGCCGAGUCGCGCGGUCUCUUGGUCUUCGGAGGCUUCAACUCGACCUACAACAACGACACCUGGCGAUACGUCGCCUCUCCAACCGCCGCAGCACGCAUCGUCCGGUGCCCUCUUGGGCAGAGCUGUCGAAUGAACGACACUUCGGUGGUGAAGCGGUCGUGCACAGACCCGGAGAUCAUGGAGGGCUCUGCAGCGGGGGAUGCAGAUGCAGCACAUCCCCGCCUGGCGGUCGAGCCUGGCACCUACCAUCUCUGCCGCCCGGAUGUCGGGGAAGCCGUGGGCCUCUUCAUCGCCGAGGGCCCCUUGGCCGACCAGUCCGCAGAGUGCUUCCUGGGCUCGCAGUGCACCGUGGCACCUUGGCAGGGCGUGGGCAUCUCCACCAACGACAGCCUCUUCUUGCGGAAGUCUUGUGCCACGGCCGAGUUGUCGGCCCACAGUGGAAACGCGGAGGUGCGGAUCGACUUCGAGUCCUCUGCCAACUCCUUCAGCCUGGACCUGGGACGCCUCGAUGCAGCGAGCGGUCCCGAAGAUGUGGAGCUCUGCUGGUGCCCCGGGAGCCGUUCCUGCGCGGGUUCCGGGGACUUCGCCGUCCUCGCUCUCCGAAUGAGCAUCCUGUGCCGACCUGGAGAGUUUCAGGAUGAGCUGGAGACGAUCUGCCGGAGUUGCCCGGCGGACCGGUUCUGCCCCGGUGGUCGCGCAGUGCUGAGCUGCCCUUCGGGGAGCACGUCCCUGCCUGGGUCCCGCGACCUUUCUCAGUGCCAGUGCGUGCAGGGACAGUACUGGAGCUCCGGAAGCCAAAGCUGCCUCACCUGUCCCUACGGUUCUACAACUCUGCAGGCUGGCGCUACAUCGUUGGAUUCCUGCACGUGUCUUCCCGAUUUCGUGAACACCGAUGCCGCGAACCCUGCCGCUUGCGAGUGUGGUCCUGGCAUUGGCUUCGAUCCGCAGCGAGGAGUUUGCCAGGCUUGUCCCCGGGGGGCCUACAAGGCCAAUGCCGGGAACAGACUUUGCUCCGGCUGUCCCGAAGACCAGACCACACUCCAAGAGGCAUCGACCUCCGCGUUGGAGUGUCUGUGCCGUGCUGGCUUCAGUCGACCGGAGAAUGAGUCGGAUGGCAGCUGCAUCAACUGCCGGCCCGGGUUCUUCUGCAACGGCACUGGGAUAGCCUUCAGUUGCCCGGACGGUGCGACGUCACUGCAAGCAGCAAGGUCUCUGCAAGACUGCUUCUGCGAAGCCGGUCGCUACAAGGAUGGGUCCUCUUGCAAGCUCUGUCCCAGCGGGCGUUACAACCCCUUCGGGGGCAACGAAGCCUCGUGCCCUUUGCAGUGUCCGACGAGUUCUUCGAGUGCAAACGGCUCUAGCAGUCUCGAAGAUUGCUUCUGCUUGCCGGGCUUCCACGCACAGACCGAAAGUGGCUCCCUGGCCCGGUGUGUGAGCUGCGCAAUGCUUGCCACUCUUCGCUGCCCCGGCGGCUUCGAAGGGACUGGCCGUCGCCACCAGCAGCCUCUGGCCAAGCCAGGAUUCUUCCAGACAGGUGUGGUCACAGCUUUCAAAUGCAACGUGGUCUUGGAGGACGGUCGAAGCACCUGCCUGGGCGGAGGCUUCUGUGCAUCUGUCGAAGACGGGAGAGGAUGCAUGGGGAAGUACGGGAACAGCUGCGAGGAAGGCUCCCUUGGGUUUCUUUGCGGGGAAUGCCUGCCGGGAUGGGCCAGGACCGAAUUCCAAGCGCCAUGCCAGCGGUGCCACGAGUCCCCACUGCCUCUCAUAGCAUCGAUUCUCGUGGACGUGGGGAGCAAAGCGGCCAUCAGCUUCGCGGUCGCCUCCAUGGCAGCAACAGCCGCGGUGCGAGGAAGCAGCAAGCUCCACACGAUCAUGAUCCGAAUCACGUCACACUGGCUAGCAUCGUGCUCCGUUCUCGCCACCUUCGACUUGAGCCAGAUUACUUUUGUAUUCUGGGAGGAGCAAUCUGCAGACCCCCGUCCAAGUUUUCCGUGGCCGCCAGAGAUAACAGCAGCCAUGCGCAGCCUCUUCAAUGAGAUCUCGCUCGCACCGUCCCUUGUCUCUCUGGAGUUUGCCGUCCAGUGCUAUGCCCAGGACAUAUUUCCUCGGGAUCCCCUGGCGCCACGAGUUGCUGUGGGCGUGUACUACGUGUGCCUGCCAAUUCUGGUCACACUGACGGUGCUGCUUUACUCUUGGCUUGCUGUGCAUGCCGUGGUCCCUCUGGCGGCUCGGCACGGCCACUCCUUCAACGAGGCCGGGAAGCAGCGCAAGGCCGUCGAGAAGGGGCAGCAGCAGCUCCGCGAGGCGGUGGAAGAGGCGCUGCGUCAUGCAGGCCUCUCCGGCCUUAGCUGGGCAGAGAUCCAGAAGUCCGGAGCCACCGACCUCCCGCUAUCGGAGCUCAAGCAGGCCGCCAAAGACCCGGAUGCCUUCCUCCGCCAGGCCGUGGCUUCGUCUCCCUCCUUGCUGCAAAAAGCCUGCACCUGCAGGGCCGCGUCGCAGGACCUUCAAAUCGCAGAGCUCGCGCUGCCGACAGACCUGGCAGCCUUCCUGCGAAGCCAGGCCGCCACCCCAGCCGCAGACCUCGUGUGCAUGCUGGACGGCGUCCUCCAGGAAAUCCUGCCCAAGCAGCUUGCAUCAGACGACCAGGGAGCCAGCACUUCGCAAGUCGUGGUUCACCAGCCUAUCAAGGAAGCGCGUGAGCCCGAUGUUGAAAGAGAUCGGCUUCAAGCACAGGUGACUGUGGAGGACAUGGCAGUGGACGAGGUCAUGGGGCAUCUCGACUUUGGGCUCUUCGACGCGAAGCCUCGUUUCGCUGAGCUGAUGUAUCAGUGCGUACCCAUCAUCUGGAUCGCUCUCAUCACACUCUGGCCGGGUCUCCUGUCCAGCUUUCUCCGCAUGCUGUGGUGCGUGCCCUUCGAAGAGGAUGAUCGAGACGACGUCAGCCGUCUGCUUCCUAACCCGGACGUGGAAUGCUGGACCGAGGCGCACUUUCCCUCCGCUGCACUUGCCAUUGGGGGCCUCGUGAUUUGGUGCCUUGGGACACCAUUGGCAUUGGCCCUCAAGUUGCAAUCCAUGCAAGACCGUCGAGCGCCCAACUCCGACAGGCGCUACGGCUACUUCUUUCAGGGCCUCGAGCCCAAGUUCUGGUGGUGGGACAUCCUCGUGAAGAGGGCCGACGUGGGCAUGAUGAUGCUGGUCACGUACACCUCCGUGGUGCCCACACCUGUGGCGAAGCUCCUGCUGUUUCCUGUUCUUUCAGGCUUCCAGGCUUGUUUGGCUGCUUGGGUGAAGCCGUACGUGAACGACCAGGCUGGAUUACUGGACAUGCUGGAGGUGAUUCUGACAGGCAUCCGAUUUCUGUUGUUCAGCUCCGUGUCUUCACUCUUGGUCAUGAACACAUCGCCAGAGAUCACGCGUGGGACGGCAUAUCUACUGUUCUUGGUCCUCGUGGUUACGUGCAUCUACUUCGUCCUGCACAUGGUGGCCCAAGUGCUCCGAGACGCUUCCACGAGAACAGCAGACACCGGCUCGCUAGGUGCUUUGAAGCGCUUCUUCAUCGAGCUUGCCCUCCCCUUGUUCCAGGAGCCCAAAUCCGAGAUGUUUCAACUGGCUUGGUCCUUCGAUCCUGCUGAGAUCAAAGCCGUCGCACCAAAGGGCCGCACGGCCCGGCUUACAUCUUUCGCGACUGCGAUGCGCAAGCUUCGAUUGCGCGCGUGGCAGAUUCUUCGAUCUUCGCGUGGCGCGGUCCUGCGGUUAGGCACUUCCUUUCAGCACGCAGUGCUCGUGAAGGCCAGCGAGGAGUUCAUGGUUCUGUGGCUUCAGCAGCUGGACCAGCCGGAUCUUCCUCCGAACAGCCAUUUAAUCCUGUGUGUCCUCGCGACGACGCAACAGGAGAGCAAUUUUUCUGGAUGCCCGGCUGUUCAUUUGCAAUCUGAAUUCUGA
Symbiodinium sp. CCMP2592 is the source of this 11718-nucleotide messenger RNA. NCBI's taxonomy places the organism in Eukaryota, Dinophyceae, Suessiales, Symbiodiniaceae. The record is from the annotation of a GenBank genome assembly.